UAUACACCUGUCUGAAGAUAGAUACAAUGUUUGUGAGUGUAGUCAUGGCGUCACCGGCGGGAGGCGGGGAACUCAAAUGGCGCGCCGGUGAUGUUUAACCAGGACUGGUUAAAAGCCUUAACCGCGGAAGAAGCCCGGGCCGGAGGUGCGCGGCCGGGAUGGCGCGUGACGCUCCGGGCGUCUUUAGCCAGGGCGGGUUAAAAGUAGUCCCGGGCCGGAGGCGCGAGCGCGCGAGCGGGUGUUCAAGUGGUCCGGGCCGGCGCGGCGCCCGAAGCCGGCCUUGACGUACCCAGGGGCUUUCAGGACGGUCCGGUUAAAGCUCUUAAUCAGGGAGCGUAGUCCUCCGGCCCGUCUACACCGGCGCGGGCCAGCCCGGCGCGAAGGGCUCCCCGCGAAAGCGUGUAACGCCGGGUCACGCCCCGGGUGCCCGUUUGCCAGGGUACAGUUGGGUGUCCGGACCUUUGACCGGGCUGGUGCUCCGGAGAGGGAGAGUUGUCCGGUGACACGCCCGGGCAGUAGCGCGAGGGCGGCCGGCGGGUGAGAAGUGUCAGCAAGAGGCCGGAACAUCGCGCGAUGCUCCCGGAGACCGUUAACAGGGCGCGGAGUGAACCUGAGAACCUCCUGACCGGGAACAAAGUCCGGCCGUGAUGGAGGCGCGGUGCAUCUCCGACGCCCUGCGGAGAUGUUGCCGCUCGCGCGCUCCGGCCGGACCACAGUCCUAGCCGGAUAGACAGGGCCGUAUGUAUCCCACGCCGGUGACUAUGGCAAUAGAGCAAAACGACCAAGUCCCACUUUUCCAGGCCCAAUGACGGAAAAAUCCCGCCCGUUUCCUAUGUUGAGGUGGCCCAGUUUCUAUUUUCCCAUAGAAAACCAUCCCCCCCACCGUCAUUUCCAGUACCAGGAGCCCAGUCCGGCAGAAGACGACCCGAGAAGCGUCCGGUGGCAUCGCGGCGAGAUUGACGGCGGCGGAGAGGGGUACCUGGGCGGCUUGUACUCUAUGAGCUCCCGGACCCCUCGACGCCCGGUUUUCUCGAUCCUGCGCGGUCGUCCACCAAACACCCUUAGUUCCAUGUCGGAUAGAGCCUUCCACGUAUGGUUAAGGGCAUCAUCGGAGAACCCGGUGGGCCCUUCAAUCCACGGCGGGCUCGAGCACCUGCCGCCGCCUGCCCUUCCCUCCAUUCCGGAGAAGCGGGUCUCGCGGCGGGUGUCGGAAUCCCGGAGUCCCUCGCGGGCUCCGGUUCCGGUUGGGGUCUGUCGAUUGUUGGCCGCUGGCGAACGUUUUCGAAUCAGAUUUCCAGGGGGAAAGUCGGCUCCGGAAGCCGCUGCUCGUCAGCGUGUCUGGGGCCGUGAUCCUCCAUCGGAGGGACCGAUGCGGCAGACGGGCUCCCCCUCGCGGGUUGGAGCCCGGCCCUGCCGCGGACCGUCCUCUGAAAAUCUCAGUGGGGGCAAUUGAAUACCGUCCGGAUGUCCAACGCGGUGCGCCGCCU
Molecule: messenger RNA, 1487 nt
Organism: Blastomyces gilchristii SLH14081
Lineage: Eukaryota; Fungi; Ascomycota; Eurotiomycetes; Onygenales; Ajellomycetaceae
Exons: 2
Coding region: 806-1453 (215 amino acids)
Source: RefSeq, a predicted model, not a curated record